Cucurbitaria berberidis CBS 394.84 is the source of this 1453-nucleotide messenger RNA. RefSeq names its product GIY-YIG-domain-containing protein. The record is from RefSeq and is a predicted model, not a curated record. The transcript has a single exon. The coding region runs from base 271 to 1356 and encodes 361 amino acids. Gene Ontology annotation, cellular component: Slx1-Slx4 complex. Gene Ontology annotation, molecular function: 5'-flap endonuclease activity; crossover junction DNA endonuclease activity. Lineage: Eukaryota; Fungi; Ascomycota; Dothideomycetes; Pleosporales; Cucurbitariaceae. Gene Ontology annotation, biological process: double-strand break repair via homologous recombination.
ACCCAUGUCCAGAAGAGGAGCGCGUUGCGUUGUCACAUAGGCCCCUCAGCUCGAACGCCCACCGCGUAUUCCCCUGUACCUCGACGUCAAGUACGCUUUGCCAAUACUCCCACUUGCAGCAGCAGACCUGAGGUCGGCAGCAAGGGUGCCGAAUCGAGUGCCUCAAACCGGGCCAACCACAGCUCACUUCAUCUUGUCGCACCCUGGCAGCCCUACACUCAUCGUUGCACGCUUUUGGCUGCGAUCGCCAGCAACUUCCAUCUCAACCUGAUGAUGACUGACGCCUUGAAGAUUGAGAGCAGGCCCAUUCCAGCUUUCUAUUGCUGUUAUCUGUUGCGCUCGAAAAACCGCAAAUCUUACUACAUUGGCAGCACCCCGAACCCAGCCCGCCGCCUUGGCCAGCACAAUGGCUCGAGCAAGGGCGGGGCAAAACGAACGUCGAUGCAGGGGAAGCGACCGUGGGAGAUGACAUGCAUCGUGACGGGCUUUCCAUCCAAGUUUGCAGCACUGCAGUUUGAGUGGGCAUGGCAAAAUACGCACGCGACGCGGCACAUCGAAAGAGGCGUUCGAGAUGCGAGGGUGGAGGACCUGCAAAAGGGCAAAAAGCCACUUUCUCCGAGCAGGAAAAGACGACCGCCCAUGAGCCUUGAAGCGAGAUUGAAGAAUUUGCACCACUUGCUAGGUGUCGGCAGCUUCAGUAGAUGGCCGCUGCAUCUGAGGUUCUUUGCAGCAGACGUGUUUACGCAAUGGGAGAAGCACAUGGCAAAGAUGCCAGCAAAGCUACGGAAGAGCAUCACGAUACAACUUACGCCUGCUGAGCUCCCAAAACUUGCAGCAGAUGUACGCGUUGAGAUGCAAACACACUUCAUACCCGACGUCAUACGUGCGAUUCCAGUUGCCUACGAAGAUUGCAAAACCUACGUCGAGAAGUCGAAGAGCGUGCUUGACGAAGCGCGAAACCGAGCCUGUGGCGUCUGUAAGAAGGAAGCAGAUACAGUAAAGUCGCUCAUUCUGAUCUGCCCUGUUGAAUAUUGCAAGGCUGUAUCACACAUGGCUUGUCUCUCGAAAAAGUUCCUUGCAGAAGAAGGCAAUCAAGACACGCUGUUGCCAAUGGAAGGGACAUGUCCGAGCUGUCGCAGCCCGAUUAGAUGGUCUACGAUGAUGAAGGAGCUGAGCCUACGAACACGCGGUGAGGAAGAAAUAAAAGCUUUGUUCAAACCAAAGCGGAAAAGGAAGGCCGACAAUGCUGCUGAGUCUGACACGGGAGAUGCACAGGACCUAGAUGAGCAGGACGAAGACCUAGAUGAGACAUGGAUGGAGGAUUUGAACGACGACGAGGAAAAGCCUGCAAGCUGAAAACUGUGUAAUACCUUUCACCAUUCUCCUACGACCCUUAACGGCAGGUUUCCUCUAUCAACUCGCUCGAUGCCCUGAUCUACUUCCUCUCGGAUCC